Acanthoscelides obtectus is the source of this 1560-nucleotide messenger RNA. The record is from the annotation of a GenBank genome assembly. Lineage: Eukaryota; Metazoa; Arthropoda; Insecta; Coleoptera; Chrysomelidae.
UAAUGGUACGUGUACACUGUAGAGAAAAUCUACCUAGAUUUUAGAUUUAGAUACGUUCUCUAGGUGAGACUUGUCUAUGUUCUGUGUACACUAUAACAUAUUUUGGCCCUCGCUAGACCUUCUUAGAUAUUUCCUAGAUUAAAUCUAUACCAAUUUCUCUAUGUGGUGUGUACAUAACAUGGUAGAUUUGAUCUCGUAAAAACGUAUAGGCAUUAUUGCACCGUAGUUUGUUGGAAGUAGUUUGAAAUGUCGCGAAUUAAGAAAAUUGCAGCUGCCUCUGUUAGUUUAAUAACGAAGAAGAGAAAAAAUGUUGAGCUAAAAAACAAGAAGAGAAGGAUGUGGGUUAGGAGCUGGAUUUCAAGAAGACAGGAUAGUGGUUUUUUUGCUCAAUUGGUGAAAGAAUUACACAGCGAAGACAUGAACUCAUACGCUAACUUUUUACGCAUGAGUAAUAAGGACUAUGAAUACUUGCUUCAAAAAGUUGAAACAUUGAUUAGAAAACAAGAUACUCAUCUUAGGCUAGCUAUUUCACCUUCAGAACGGCUCAUGCUUACUUUACGGUUUUUAGCAACAGGAGAUAGCUAUCAUUCUCUGGAAUACCUUUUUCGGAUUCCAGUCACGACCAUUUCAAGGAUUAUAACUGAAGUUUGUGAAGCGAUAUUUACUGUGCUGAAAACGGAUUAUCUCCAGAUCCCAAACUCUCAGGAAGAAUGGUAUGAAGUUGCAAAGGGAUUUGAGGAGAUUUGGAAUUUUCCAAACUGUUUAGGUACUCUAGAUGGCAAGCACGUGGUUAUGAAAGCACCAAGGAAUAAAGGCAGGCUUUAUUUUAAUUAUAAAGGAACACAUAGCAUAGUCCUCAUGGCACUAGUUGAUGCAAAAUACAAAUUUCUUUAUGUGCAUGUCGGAUGCAAUGGACGCAUAUCUGAUGGUGGCGUGUAUGCAAACUGUUCAUUGUCAAGAGCAUUAGAAAACAACAUGUCAAACAUGCCAAAACCAAGGCCAUUACCGGGUGAAUCUGAAGAUGCACCUUUUGUUGUUAUUGCUGAUGAUGCUUUUGCCUUGACUUCCUAUUUAUUAAAACCUUUUCCUUUCAAAAACCAACCCGGAUUUAAUCGGGUUUUUAACUACAGAAUAUCAAGAGCAAGGCGUGUAGUUGAAAAUGCUUUCGGACUGAUCUCGGCUCGAUUUCGUGUUCUUAGACGACCAAUAGACCUACCUCCAGAAAAGGUUAAAAAAAUUGUACUUGCAAUAUGUUCUUUGCAUAAUUUUUUACUGACCCAAAAAAGUUCGGCACAUUUAUAUGCCCCAAAUGGAAUAUUUGAUACUGAAAAUGAUGGGCACGUUAUCAAUGGGAGUUGGAGGAAUGGAGGAAAUCCUAUAGCUAAUAUGGUUCCUUUACAGACUACAAAUGUUAGAAACCCAUCGAAAACAGCCAAAGAAGUACGAGAACAAUUUAAAAAUUAUUUUGUAUCCAAACAUGGUGAAGUCGCCUGGCAGUAUAAAUAUAUAUAAACAUAAUACCAUUUUAUCUGCUUAAUGUAAUAUAUGUUUCUAAUGCUG